This is a messenger RNA of Ixodes scapularis (black-legged tick), 579 nucleotides long. Its product is annotated as male-specific histamine-binding salivary protein-like. Lineage: Eukaryota; Metazoa; Arthropoda; Arachnida; Ixodida; Ixodidae. Bases 1 to 576 code for a protein of 191 amino acids. Gene Ontology annotation, biological process: symbiont-mediated perturbation of host defenses. The transcript is spliced from 5 exons. Gene Ontology annotation, molecular function: amine binding. The record is from RefSeq and is a predicted model, not a curated record.
AUGAAGUUUCUUGCACAUCCACUUCAGAUGUUCACCGCCCUCGUGGGGCUGCAUUUGGCGGUUAAAAAUCGUUUCAUAGACGAAUACUGGCAGCGGUCUGUACAGCUCGGAAGCUUUGAAAAUGCUUGGGAGGCCAUCAACAAAGAAGGAGUAUAUUACCUCAUGCUUGGAACAAGUCAUCGUCCAUACGAUUGUGUGGCUCUUAAUGUAACGGAGACGUUUCCUGGUGUAAACGUUAUUCAUUAUGAAGUUUAUAUGUAUAAUGCAUCAUUACGAAUAACAGAAAAAUACAACGGGUCAGCUAUUGUUCUUAGAGACGUACGAGGCAUACAAAGUACUAUUGAAUGGAUUAGAAAGGACAUGCGACGCAUACGGAAAAGCCAGGUUUUGUACACAGAGAAAAAAAACAAGUGCUUUGUAUUGUACUACCCCGAUACUAGUGAUUAUGAACUCUGGGCGAAUACAAACGAGACCAACUUUAUUCCCAGAUGCUGCGAGUUUGCCUUCACGUUCGUCACCUACGAACUGGAGACGUACCUCAACUUCAACCACGCAAUCUGUAAAAACGUUGUGUAGGUC